GUCGAUCGUCUUCACAUGCUGUGGUUUGGAAGAAUGGUGUUAGUCAAAGUUGAUUUUAUAGCUGUACUAGGCCUACUGUAGAACUCAGGGCCUUGGUCAGUUAGAGAAAUUCUAAAACAAAAUUAAAAAACAGGAAAUUAGAUUUAAAAGCCUUUUAUUUAAACGUAUUGAAUGUAGUUUGAUUGUUGUAGAUGUGUUUAGACGCCUUUUAAAGUUUGAAGACUGCAAGAUGAGUUUGAAACAGGGCAAGAAGGACACUAAAAUGAGAAUAAGGGCUUUUCCUAUGACUAUGGAUGAGAAGUAUGUACAAAACAUAUGGGCAUUGUUAAAAAAUGCUAUUCAAGAAAUUCAGAAAAAAAAUAAUGGUGGACUUAGUUUUGAAGAACUUUAUAGAAAUGCAUAUACAAUGGUGCUACAUAAGCAUGGAGAAAGAUUAUAUACAGGACUAAGGGAGGUGGUUACAGAACACCUAGUAAACAAGAUUCGAGAAGAUGUCCUUUCAUCUUUGCACAAUAACUUCUUGUUAACACUAAAUCAAGCAUGGAAUGAUCAUCAGACCAGUAUGGUGAUGAUUAGAGACAUACUUAUGUACAUGGACCGAGUUUACGUCCAGCAAAACAAUGUAGAUAAUGUUUAUAAUUUGGGACUGAUCAUCUUUCGUGAUCAGGUGGUGCGUUAUGGAUGCAUUAGGGAUCACCUUAGGGAGACAUUAUUAGAUAUGGUAAUGAGAGAAAGAAGAGGGGAAGUAGUGGACAGGCUGGCAAUUAAAAAUGCAUGUCAAAUGUUAGUGGUCCUUGGAAUUGACUUGCGAUGUAUUUAUGAAGAAGAUUUUGAGAAACCCUUUCUUGCACAGUCAGCUGAAUUCUACAGAAUGGAGAGUCAAGAAUUUCUUGCUGAAAACAGUGCAUCCGUAUAUAUUUAUAAGGUAGAACAACGCAUAAAUGAGGAAGCUGAACGUGCCAAGCAUUACUUGGAUGAAUCUACAGAAGAAAAAAUUGUACAAGUUGUUGAAAAAGAACUUAUAACGGAGCAUAUGAAAACAAUUGUAGAGAUGGAAAACUCAGGAGUUGUACAUAUGCUAAAAAACCAAAAAACUGAAGAUUUAGGUCGUAUGUACAAGAUAUUUAGCAGAGUUCGUGAUGGAUUAAAGACCAUGGUUGACUGUGUUAGUUCCUAUUUAAGAGAACAAGGGAAAGCUCUUGUCACAGAAGAAGAAGGAGGUAAAGGAGAUGCCUUAACGUUUGUUCAGAGUCUUCUGGAUCUCAAGGAUAGAUUUGACCACUUCUUACAUAACUCUUUUGGAAAUGACAGGUUCUUCAAGCAGAUGAUAGCAUCAGACUUCGAAUAUUUCUUAAACAUCAAUCCUAAGUCUCCAGAAUAUUUAUCCUUAUUCAUUGAUGACAAGCUAAAGAAAGGAGUGAAAGGAAUGACAGAACAAGAAAUUGAGCAAGUUUUAGAUAAAACUAUGGUUUUGUUUAGAUAUCUCCAAGAAAAAGAUGUCUUUGAAAGAUAUUACAAGCAGCAUUUAGCAAAGAGACUUCUGCUUAAUAAAAGUGUCUCUGAUGAUUCUGAGAAGAAUAUGAUUUCCAAGCUCAAGACAGAAUGUGGUUGUCAGUUUACCUCUAAGUUAGAAGGAAUGUUCAAAGAUAUGUCAGUAUCUAACACAAUGAUGGAAGAGUUCAAAAAUCGUGUGCAAACUUGUGGCACAUUUCUUUAUGGAGUGGAUUUAAAUGUGAGAGUCCUUACUACUGGUUUUUGGCCAACACAAGCUGCUACACCAAAGUGUAACAUUCCUAUUGCACCUUGGAAAGCAUUUGAAGCCUUUCGGUUGUUUUAUUUAGGAAAACACAGUGGGCGUCAACUUACCCUUCAACCUCAGUUAGGCUGGGCAGAUCUCAAUGCCGUUUUCUAUGGUCCUCGAAAAGAAGAUUCUGAGUCCAGAGAUGGACCAGCAUCAUCCACAUCCUCUCCAUCUCCUGGACCUUCUAUGUCAGGGAGACAUACUGGUCCAAGAAAACACAUCAUCCAAGUGUCCACGUAUCAAAUGUGUGUUCUAAUGCUUUUCAACAAUAGGGAUCGAUUAAGUUAUGAUGAAAUAUGCAGUGAAACAGAUAUACCUGAAAAAGAUCUCAUCCGGGCCCUUCAGUCAUUAGCUAUGGGUAAAGCAACCCAAAGAAUUCUAAUAAAAAACCCAAAGACAAAAGAAAUAGAACCGGUGCAUACAUUCAUUGUGAAUGAUUCUUUCACAUCUAAACUUCAUAGAGUAAAGAUUCAAGCAGUUGCAGCAAAAGGUGAGUCAGAACCUGAAAGAAAAGAGACAAGGUGUAAAGUUGAUGAAGACAGAAAACAUGAGAUUGAAGCAGCUAUAGUGAGAAUAAUGAAAGCCAGAAAGAGGUUACAACAUAAUGUUUUAGUAACAGAGGUCACUGAACAACUUAAGUCACGAUUUUAUCCCAGUCCAGUUGUAAUUAAGAAGAGAAUUGAAGGUUUGAUAGAGAGAGAGUACUUAGCUAGAACACCUGAAGACAGGAAAAUGUACUCGUAUGUUGCAUGAAGAAAUUGUUUCAACCAAGGAGGCAGUUAGAAUUUUUUUCAAGAAAUUAAGUUACCGUGGCAGUUAGGGUAGGGCCCACCUCCCAGUUACAGGUGAAGAAUGAUUGGUUAAUAUUAUAGGUGUUGACAUUGCCUCAGGAUUCUUAUAACUGAGCAACUGCCACGGCUCAGAUUGAAUCCAGUGAACUGUUGAUGUAUUGAUUACUCAGAGACUCAGUUUUGGCCAGAAUUCACUGACAGUGGCAAUUGCUUUAUGCAAUAUUGAACAUUGGCCUGUUUAGCUGUUGUAAUGUGACUGUUCUCCUACCAAAUCCCAUUGUAAAAUAAAAUAAUUAUGCUAUUUGUUGUUAAGUUAUGGUAGGAUUUAUUUCCUGUACAGAAGUGUGUGAAGCUCCAUUAAAAUGUUUGAAGUUCUCCAUACCCAGCAUUAAAAGUAUAAAACAAUCAUUUGUGAUCUGGGUAUUCAGAUCUUCAUAGCAAAGUGAGAAAAAAUAGAAUUAAACAGAUUUGUCUGUUAGCUCCAGUCUGCUUAUGUAUAAAAGUACAAUAGUGAACUUAAUCAUAUAUGAAUAUGAUUAAAACAUUUUUUAACAUGAUUUACUCUUGUUAUAUCUGCAAUAUAAAAACAGUUUAAUUAUUGUAACUACUGCUACUAUUUCCUUGUCCAAAUUUUCAUGCACAGCUUGUGAUACACUGCAGAAUAAGGCUGAUGAAAAAUGAAGAAUUUAGUGAUA
Messenger RNA from Limulus polyphemus (Atlantic horseshoe crab), 3287 nucleotides. RefSeq names its product cullin-3-A-like. The record is from RefSeq and is a predicted model, not a curated record. The coding region runs from base 230 to 2554 and encodes 774 amino acids. Gene Ontology annotation, molecular function: ubiquitin protein ligase binding. Gene Ontology annotation, cellular component: Cul3-RING ubiquitin ligase complex. Gene Ontology annotation, biological process: ubiquitin-dependent protein catabolic process; protein ubiquitination. The transcript is spliced from 19 exons. NCBI's taxonomy places the organism in Eukaryota, Metazoa, Arthropoda, Merostomata, Xiphosura, Limulidae.